GCUGAUUGCUGAUCGUUGAUUAUGUUCUAACUAACGCAUUGUCUAUACUGCCUCAAUAUUACUUGUUCGUACACCUAGCCGUCGUGCCUAAACAACUAAUAUGUCCACUUUGCUUUUCCUUAGGUAGGUAUAUAUAGAAGUUGGCCCGCUUGUCAUACGGAGAUGCUCCAAGACAUCGAAACAAUCCUGUAUUCACCGUGUCUACUCGAGAAAAUAAACGUUCCUACGAUACCAACCUUUGUUACAUAUUUGUCCUCCUAGAAACCCAUUUCUUUACCAGUCAAGAUGCCAGCCCGAUUCCCAUUCAUACCUUUAUUGAAGACUGAGACUGAGACUAGCAAGUCUCAACCCGGCUGCCAACUCCUCGUCCAGAAACCAGGUGACCGCAGUAUCUGGGCGCUCGGAGCCAGCUACAUCCUAAAGCACCGGCCGUACCACUCGGGCUGUGAGAUCGAGAUUCAAAAUGCUGAAUUCGCCAGGAAGAGACUCGGGGAAAGGCAGGACAUGCCAUCGAUCCCUAAAACGGAACUACAUUGGAGGGACGGAGACAGGUACUUCGUCAUAGAGCGUCGUAUUGAGGGCGAAUCUCUUGACAAUGCUUUACCAAGGUUAACGCAGCAAGACCUCGCUCGAAUCGGCCAUCAGGUAGGUCAGUAUCUUCUUAAUUUCAAGACCAUCACUCAGUCACGUACAGCAAGGCUUGACGGACGGGUUGUCAACGACUGGCGUUUAUUCAAGCCGUUACCUGACUCGUCGUCUGGAGACUACUUGAUCUGCGCAACGGAUAGUGAUCUUGCCUCUAAUUUGGCGCUCUCGAUCGCACGUCGACUUGAUAAACCAAACCUCGACGCAUUCAUGGCUAAAAUGCCCUCUGGCCUGCCAUUUACCUUUAGUCAUUCCGAUGUGCACGAAGGAAAUAUCAUGGUUAAAGACGGCAACUUCGUCGGGCUUAUCGACUGGGAGUUGGCAGGUUUCUACCCGUCGUGGUGGGAAUAUAUAAAUAGCAGCCCGUUGUUGAGCGAACACUUCCCAGCCCAAAUCCGGAACCACGAUGCGCUAGAAUGGUUUCGCGUCUACCACGCGAUCCGAGAUCAAACUAAGGAGGAGGGCGCGUUAAGGUUGAGCGAAUAUCUCCAAGGGAGAGCUUGGAGUAGCGCGUAGUAUAAAAAAGUCGGGUACUUAACUAGGCCUGGUAAUCAAAAGGUACCAUCCUAGAGACACCUUCUCAGGUAGCCAGUUUGUGUUUAUUCAUAAUAUAUUUGAAUAGUCUCAGAUCCAAUUGCAGUCUCACAUUACUAAUAAAGUACCUAAGGUAU
This is a messenger RNA of Daldinia decipiens, 1316 nucleotides long. Its product is annotated as kinase-like protein. Bases 286 to 1161 code for a protein of 291 amino acids. NCBI's taxonomy places the organism in Eukaryota, Fungi, Ascomycota, Sordariomycetes, Xylariales, Hypoxylaceae. The transcript is spliced from 2 exons. The record is from RefSeq and is a predicted model, not a curated record.